Macrosiphum euphorbiae (potato aphid) is the source of this 1119-nucleotide messenger RNA. Lineage: Eukaryota; Metazoa; Arthropoda; Insecta; Hemiptera; Aphididae. The record is from the annotation of a GenBank genome assembly.
AUGUUAAAUUUUUUUGAUAUUCUUCAAGACAUAUUUUUAUUUUUUAGUAAAAGUGCUCCUAGAUGGGCUUCUCUGGCGCUAGGCGAUGAUGUAGCAAAAACUGUCUUAAAAAAAGUAUGUACAACAAGGUGGGAAUCUCAACAUAACGCAGUUUUUGCUCUAAAGCAUCGCUACAGAGAUGUCUUAAAAUCUUUAACGAAUAUAACGCUAACAAGUGACAAGAAAGAAGAAAUGAAUAGAGCUAAAGGUCUAAAAAAGAAGCUGGAAUCUUUUGAGUUUGUGCUAAUACUUACUAUAUGGGAACACAUUUUAAGACCAUUUUAUAUGGUAUAUAAAAAGUUACAAUCAAUUGAUUCUAACCUUGAUAAUGCUUGUGAAUGUUUAAAAUCGGCUAUUUCAAUAAUUCAAAAUUUGAGGGAGAAAUAUGAAGAACUGGUUGCUUCAGCAACAAAUUUGUGUAAUAGUUGGGGAAUAUUUGUGAAAAAUAAUCAACAUCGUCGAAUAUACUCAAAAAAAUUUUAUGGUGAUUUAGAUGGAGACAAAAUACAAGAUAUAACCGAAGAAAACCUCAGAGUGAAAGUAUUUUUGCCAUUGAUUGAUACAGCUUUGGUUCAGCUGAAUAAUCGCUUUAUAGGUUUACAGAAAGUAGUUGAUAAAUUCAACUUUUUAAAUCCACAUGUAAUUCUACAAUCUAGCGAAGACAACCUUGUCAAGGCUACUUAUGACUUUAUUUUGUACUACGAGAAAGAUAUAAGUUCAGAUUUUACAAGACAGAUGUUAUCUUUAAAGGAAUUUAUAAUUGAUUCACUUUCAUCUAUGAAAACUAUAAAAGAUCUAGCAAAUUAUAUUUUAGAAAAUGAUAUGGCUUCUCUUUUCAAAGAUAUAUUAACUGCUUGUAUCAUUUUUAUAUCAUUACCGGUCACUGUUGCGUCUGCAGAACGUUCAUUUUCCAAGCUAAAAAUAAUAAAAAACUACCUAAGAAAUUCAAUGGGACAAGAAAAGCUAUCAAAUAUCAGUAUUUUAAAUAUAGAACGCUCAAGAACUAAAGAACUUAAUGUAAGUAAAAUUAUUGAUGAUUUUGCUAAUCAAAAGGCAAGAAAAAAAAAUGUUUGUAAAUAA